GCUGCUAUCUUAAAAACUGUAAAAUCGAAAUAUAAUGUUGAGAUGAAAAUUGAACGUCUAAUGAACCUCAAACUAAAUGAGGAUAAAAAUAUUAUCUCUUAUACCAACCGAUUUGACGUCUGUGCAAAAAGAGUAAAAAAUGAAGUUAGUAAUCAUGAAGUAAAAUGUUGGUAUCUCAGAGGCCUCCCGGUCAAAUACAGAGAAAAAGUAAAGCAAUAUUACUUUAAGACCUAUGAGGAAACAAAAAACUGGGCAAUCAAGUUCAAGAAGUAUAAAAAAAAAGCCAACGUAAUAGGAGAAGAAUUGACUUACCAGAUGAAUCCUGAUAUUGAUGACCUGGCUGGUGCCUUUUUGAAAUUAAAUAUUCGUCAA
Messenger RNA from Racocetra persica, 372 nucleotides. NCBI's taxonomy places the organism in Eukaryota, Fungi, Glomeromycota, Glomeromycetes, Diversisporales, Gigasporaceae. The record is from the annotation of a GenBank genome assembly.